Molecule: messenger RNA, 907 nt
Organism: Gopherus flavomarginatus (Mexican gopher tortoise)
Lineage: Eukaryota; Metazoa; Chordata; Testudines; Testudinidae
Gene: RAB24
Product: RAB24, member RAS oncogene family
Exons: 9
Coding region: 244-855 (203 amino acids)
Molecular function (GO): GTPase activity; GTP binding
Source: RefSeq, a predicted model, not a curated record
CCGGUCGCCGGAGGGGGCCCCCCUCCCACUGCAGCCGGGAACAAGCCGGGCCGGGAGUGCGGGGCCCCGCGGGCACCAUGCGGCCGAGGUGAAAUCCUCCGCUUGACUCGUUCUUUCCUUGGCUGCGUGCGGUGCCCGUCUCGCUCAGGCAGCUGGAGUGAGCCCAGGGCUGGCACUGCUCACACAAAGGGCCUGGACCCAGCGGGAAGCCCUGGUCGGGCACAGGCUGGCAGCGGCAGGAGAAUGAGUGGGCAGCGCGUGGAUGUCAAAGUAGUAAUGCUGGGAAAGGAAUACGUGGGCAAGACCAGCCUGGUGGAGAGAUACGUCCACAACCGCUUCCUUGUUGGACCCUACCAGAACACGAUCGGGGCUGCGUUUGUGGCCAAAGUGAUGUCAGUCGGGGGCCGGACAGUAACCUUGGGGAUCUGGGACACAGCUGGGUCGGAGCGGUACGAGGCCAUGAGUCGGAUAUACUACCGCGGGGCAAGGGCUGCCAUUGUGUGUUACGAUCUCACAGAUAGCAGCAGCUUCCAGCGAGCUAAGUUCUGGGUGACCGAGCUGCAGAACUUUGAGGAGAACUGCCGGAUCUAUCUGUGUGGCACCAAAAGCGACCUGUUAGAAGAGGACAGGAAGAAGCGGGGCAUUGACUUCCAUGAUGUGCAGGAUUACGCAGACGAGAUUAAGGCUGAGCUCUUUGAAACCUCCAGUAAGACAGGCCAGAGUGUGGAUGAGCUGUUUCAGAAGGUGGCUGAGGAUUAUGUCCAGCUCAUGGCCUUCCAGGUGAUGACAGAGGAUGAAGGCGUAGACCUGAGUCAGAAGAACAGCACCUACUUCUACAGCUGCUGCCACCAUUGAACGCGCCCCCUGCUGCCAACAAAAACCAGCUCGCUGGGUUUGCAGUGCCUGC